UUAUUUUCAGCAUAUUUUCAGUACAAAAUUGAGCAUGAAAGUGAAAAGAACGUGUAAAGGAAUAAUUUUAUUUUAAACAAAAUUUUAGAGAACGAAAAAUAUUUAAAAAACCGCAACACAAGUAUUAGUAUUAGUCAGCAACAAUUUAGUUUAUUUUGAAAUAAAAGAAAAAAUAAAAUAAAUAUUCUAAAAUACCAAAAAAAGAAAAAACGAAAAGUUUGUGUGUGUAAAUGUUUGCUUCAAAAUGUUCAUAUUCAAGUUUGUACCAAUAAUGAAAAAUUUAUUGUUUAUACAAUUUUAGCGUAAUUGAUAUUUAUGAAAAUAAAUACCAAUAACAAAAAAACAAACAAAAAUUUUAAAUUACAAAGAAAAAAAAAUAAGUGGAAAUUUUAAAAAGCAAGCAGGAAAAGCUAAGUAGAGCAAGAACAAAAAAAAAUUAAUGGACUUUUUAUAAAAAACAACUUAAAAAAACAAAUACACAAAAUUAUACAAAAAAACCGACUGAACAUCGCUAUGACUGCAUUCGAAACGCACUCGUUUGUGGUAAUAAUAACAUUACUUUCAUCCUUCAUAAUCACAGCUUCCGCUAUACAAUGUUAUAAUUGUGAAUCGGUAUCGGAAACCAAUUGUGGCGAAGACUUUAACAUGGAGGAGUAUUUUAAGAUCGAUUGUGAUCAGGUGGCCCCACCACGUUAUCUUUCAAAUGAUUUGGAAUAUUUAAAUGCAACAGCUUGUAUGAAAAAAAUCUAUAAAGAAUAUAAAGUCCUAAAAUACGUACGCAGCUGUUAUUUUGGCGAUGUCAAUGACACUGAAAUUGGUUGUCGCAUGGAUCCAUCCAUGAUGGAUUUUCAAGAUGUACAAUGUUUUGUCUGUGACAAUGAGAAUUUUUGCAAUAAAGCUUGGAGCAACAAGGUUGUGUCUAAUUAUUUAGUAAAAUAUUUAUCAAUAUUAAUAUUUAUUUUAAUGGCACAGUUUUUAAAUUAGAAUAAUUCAUAAGAAGUCCUUUAAAAGUGAAAUCUAAAAGAAUGUAACCAUUUCCAAUAUUGUUUGUUUAUAGUGUGUAGUUAAAAUGUUUAAAUUAAUUCUUGUUACAUUAAUAAAUAGAAACAAAAAGCUAUAUUUCCCCCUUCCA
This is a messenger RNA of Lucilia sericata (common green bottle fly), 1132 nucleotides long. RefSeq lists its product as uncharacterized. NCBI's taxonomy places the organism in Eukaryota, Metazoa, Arthropoda, Insecta, Diptera, Calliphoridae. The transcript is spliced from 3 exons. The record is from RefSeq and is a predicted model, not a curated record. Gene Ontology annotation, biological process: regulation of synaptic transmission, cholinergic; positive regulation of voltage-gated potassium channel activity; sleep. Bases 514 to 984 code for a protein of 156 amino acids.